AUGCCAGGCAUCAACCGUGUUCACAGCCUCAACGAUUCAGGCUUGGCUGUGUAUAUCCGCACCAUGUAUCUGGGGAUCCAGAGCCAACGGCAGAAGGAACACCAGCGACGCUUCUACUGGGCUAUGAUGUAUGAAUAUGCAGACGUCAACAUGUUGCGCCUCCUGGAGACCUUCCUGGAGAGCGCCCCCCAACUGGUGCUACAGCUCUGCAUAAUGAUCCAGGAGAACAGCGCCGAGACGCUGCCCUGUGUCUCCUCUGUGACUUCCCUGAUGUCCCUGGCUUGGGUGCUAGCCUCCUAUCACAAGCUGCUGCGGGACUCCAGGGACGACAAGAAGAGUAUGAGCUACAGAGGGGCCCUCAUCCACCUCUUCUGGCGCCUCUUCACCAUCUCAUCCAGAGUUAUCUCUUUUGCCCUCUUUGCUUCCAUCUUCCAGCUCUACUUCGGGAUCUUCGUGGUGGUUCACUGGUGCGCCAUGGCCUUCUGGAUCAUCCAUGGCGGAACAGACUUCUGCAUGUCCAAGUGGGAGGAGAUCCUCUUCAACAUGGUGGUAGGGAUUGUGUACAUUUUCUGCUGGUUUAACGUCAAGGAAGGGCGGACUCGAUAUCGAAUGUUUGCAUAUUACACGAUAGUCUUGACCGAGAAUGCUGCCUUGACGUUCCUUUGGUAUUUUUACAGAAACCCGGAGACCACUGACUUCUAUGCGGUGCCAGCACUGUGUUGUGUCUUUAUUAGCUUUGUGGCUGGGAUCGCACUGAUGCUCUUAUAUUAUGGUGUGCUGCAUCCCAUGGGGCCACGAGCUAAGAUCUUUGCCAGCUCCUGUUGUGCCGAGCUGCUCUGGGGCAUCCCUUUGCCCCCCGAUGUUGAGCCCAUGGCGCCUCAGACCCCUGGGUACCGGGGGACCCAGGUCACGCCUACCAGAGCCGUAACGGAACAACAGGAGGAUCUCACGGCUGACACUUGCUUGCCCGUUUUCCAAGUGAGACCCAUGGGGCCCUCCACCCCGUCGGGGCGUCCUUACCACCCAGAAGGGCCCCUCAUUAAGAUUGACAUGCCAAGGAAGAGAUACCCAGCUUGGGAUGCUCAUUUUGUAGACAGGAGGUUGAGAAGGACUAUUAACAUUCUGCAGUAUGUCACCCCCACCGCGGUAGGCAUUCGGUAUCGAGAUGGACCGCUCCUUUAUGAGUUGCUACAGUACGAGUCUUCACUCUAAGAGCGUCUUGACCCAAGUUGAGAAGGGGACCUUAAGUUGGUUUGCGGUUCACACCGCUUGCAAGAAAUAUAACCCUCCCUUCUCCCAAUACACAAAAUCACAACCACCACCACCAUCACCACCUCCACCACCACCGCUACAAAAAAAAGAAAAUAAUACGUCACAACCCCUUCAGAUAAGCUUUCUUUCCAGUCGCUGUAUGUAUACAAAGAUAUUCUCUAUGUUUUGUAAGUAAAAACAAAAAGAAGACCUUUCUUUUGUUUUUUACACAUAAGAAACAGUAUUGAAAAUCCCACACUAUUGUUCAUAGGGUGGAGAAGGAGGAGCUGUCUCCACUCCAAAAGAAAAAAAAAUGUUUUAUACCUUACACCAAGUGUAGAUCAUUUAUGGGAUUGGUGCUGAUUGAAAGAACAAAACAAACAAAACAAAACAAAAUAAAACAAACACAAACAAACAAACAAACCUUCAACUGCCUUAUGCCCUUAGGUGCUGAGUUUCAUUAAGUACUGUCACGUUUUUCUCACGCAAAACUCUCUGGUGGUUUUGGCACCAAGAGAGGGGAAAUUAAACUAUCAAACAAAACAAAUCCAGAAACGAAAACGAAAACCAACCAACAAAUAAAACACAAAGCAAUUAUUCUUCCUAUCUGACUAUUUGUAUUGAAGAAAACAAAUUCACCAAAAGCAAAGGCAUAGAAACCCCAGUUUCUGUUCCGUUUCACUCCUUGCUCUCCCGUCCCUGUCCCCAGCUUAACAGCACCUUCUAGGAGCCAAAUGGCCAUUUGGAACUCAAAUGGCUGGGAAAGUUCCUUGAAGGUUGAUCUUGUGCCAUUAACCAUUCACCUAGUUCGGAUCACAUUUGUUUCCUGGUGAAAAGCAAAACAGAAUAAAACAAACAAACAAAAAACCCACCCCAAUCAUUCAAUGAGAACAGGAAAAUCUAAAGCAAAUUAAAGAUUUCCAUCUAUCUAAUCAAAGAAAAUCAGUAAUAAUAAAACUCAGCAUAGUAGCAAAAA
This is a messenger RNA of Myotis davidii, 2227 nucleotides long. RefSeq names its product X-linked Kx blood group related 6 (gene XKR6). Lineage: Eukaryota; Metazoa; Chordata; Mammalia; Chiroptera; Vespertilionidae. The record is from RefSeq and is a predicted model, not a curated record. Gene Ontology annotation, biological process: apoptotic process involved in development; phosphatidylserine exposure on apoptotic cell surface; engulfment of apoptotic cell. The transcript is spliced from 3 exons. Gene Ontology annotation, cellular component: plasma membrane. Bases 1 to 1212 code for a protein of 403 amino acids.